UUAAGAGAUGAUAAUAAAAAAAGUUACAUCAUGUAAACAUUGCUAAACUCAGAUAAAAUUAUGCUUAGAACACAGAUAUACUUGAAAGAAAAAAUGCUAUUUAUAAACAGUAAUAGGAGUAAUCCAUAAAAGAACAAGUAAUCAACAAUAUGGCAGCUUUAACAUCAACUAAAAGAGCUUUGAGAAAAGAAAUUACGGGUAUUCUUAAAAAUAUUAGUCUAGAAGAAAGAAAGGAGCAAUCUGCAAAUGUGUUUAAAAAGCUAUGCCAGUUAAAACAAUAUCAAAAUAGUAAGAGGAUUUCUUUGUAUUUGAGUACUAAAGAUGAAAUUGACACUUUGCCCAUCUUGAAACAUAUAUUUGAUAUGGGAAAAGAGGUAUUUAUACCGCAAUAUCAUGGAAAAACUAUGGAAAUGUUAAAACUAAGGUCGAUGGAGGAUUAUGAAACAUUGCCACUAACAAAAUGGAACAUUAAACAACCAAGUACUACUGAAAGUCAUGAAAACGCAUUAGAAACAGGUGGAUUAGAUUUAGUAAUUUUACCGGGUGUUGCUUUCACGAUGAAUGGAAAACGUUUGGGACAUGGAAUGGGUUAUUACGAUAAGUACUUAAAAAGAUGUUUUCAAAAAAGCAUAAAGCCAUAUUUGAUUGCAGUAGGAUUUAAAGAACAAAUACAAGAAGACAUUCCUGUUAAUGAGAAUGAUGUGCCUGUUGAUAUUAUACUUACUGGAUAAUA
Molecule: messenger RNA, 733 nt
Organism: Mycetomoellerius zeteki
Lineage: Eukaryota; Metazoa; Arthropoda; Insecta; Hymenoptera; Formicidae
Gene: Mthfs
Product: methenyltetrahydrofolate synthetase
Exons: 4
Coding region: 150-731 (193 amino acids)
Biological process (GO): folic acid-containing compound biosynthetic process; tetrahydrofolate interconversion
Cellular component (GO): mitochondrion
Molecular function (GO): 5-formyltetrahydrofolate cyclo-ligase activity
Source: RefSeq, a predicted model, not a curated record